AUGGCGCCGGAGAGACCCACGGGCGGGAGGCGGAACGAUCCCCGGUUCGCGGUGACGUCCAGCGCGCGGCCGGAGGGGUUCGCGCAGUCCGCAACGCUCGUGGCGAGGCCGUCCGCGGCGAGGGUUCGCUCCCGGGGCGCCUCCAACGACGCCGCGCGGGCGCACGGGCGGGGCGAGACCUUCGAGCUGCCCGGCUCGUCCAUGUCCCGCUCCGGCCCCGUAGGGACCGCGUCCGCGGCGGCCAAGGGAGGAUCGUCGACGCUCGGCGAGGCGACCGCGAAGCUCAGGUCCGCGACCGCCGCGUCGCUCGCGCGGCGAAGCGGGGCGAAGAUCGUCCCGGGCGGCGGGAGGUUCUACGGGACGGACGACGCGACGAACGGGGGAGCAUCGUCGUCCAAAAAAACUGGCUUCGGGGGCUCGUCGUCGCCCUCGUCCCGCGCGGGCCCCGCCUCGACGCCCUCCUCCGGACGUACCAGCGAGUCCCCAAAACCCUCUCAAACCCCUUCCGCCGAUCGAGGCCGACCCCCGCCCGGAUGCGUCGUCGUCCACGUCCUCGACGAGGCGAGGAACGAGCGGCGCGACUUCACCUGCGACUUGAAAACGCUGCUCGGACAGAUGCGAUACUUCAAGCAGCACCUCGCCGCCGACGUGGAGACCCGGCCGGAGGCGUCCGCGGAGCUGAGCGUCCACUGCGACAUACCCACGUUCGAGUGGCUCGUGGAUCACGUGGAAGGUCGGGACCCGCGCGUCACGAAUCGGAACUGCGUGGCGCUGAUGAUAUCCAGCGACUUUCUGCGCAUGGCGUCGCUGACGGACAAAUGCGCCGACUACGUCGCGGCGAACGCGCACCAGGUCUGCGCGCUCGGGGCGGACCUGGCGAACCUUCCGCGCGGUUUGCUGGAGAAGAUCGGUCAACGGAUGAGCGACGAGUCUCUGGAGUCGCUGCUGGCGACGAGCGACGAAGACGGCGUCCACGCGGCGCCUUCCGGAGGGCAUCCGGAGGUUCGCGAGAGACCGAACGACUCGACCGACUCAAAACGCGCGCUCGCGGCGACGCUUUACCGCGUCAAGACCGAGGCGCUGAUCGCGUCGAGGCGCGCGGACGCCGGGGUGACGAUCGCCCGAUGCGCCGCGUGCGGCUUGCUGUUCAGCGAGAAACACCGCUUCGGCUUACGAUGCCCCAGGGCGAGGCGUCACGUGGACUAUCACGGCGACGUCAUCGCGCGACACGCGCCGAUGAAAGACUUUGACGUGCACGCGCACAUUGAGCGCCUCAUCACGGCCCGCGGGCACGCGUGGAGGGACGUGUACUGGCACGUGUGGGGCGUCACGCACGUCAUCGACAGGUGCGGUCGGUGCGGCGCCGUCGUUCCCGCGUCUGAGCUGACGCAGUGCGAGUACCACCCGAGGCCGGCGACGUUUGACGACGACGCCGAUCCCUCGGUGGGUACGUUCGCGUGCUGCGGGUCGCGAGCGCCUCGAUUCGAUCCCACGGGGGGGAUAUCCGCCGGCGGGUGCGAGGGACGCGACCACGUGUUCCCCACGCUGGACACCGACGAGCCGAGGUUUUUGGAAGGGCGGCGGGCGCUGGAGACGGCGCGGCGGCGGCGGGGUUUGGCGUGCGAGCCGUUUUCGGCACGUCCCGCCGCGACCGCGCCGCCGCGCCCGGUCGACGACGACGGCGACGACCAAUCGGAGAUGGACGCGUGGCGCGCCACGCGUCCCGCGAACGACCUCGCGGACAACGGGAUACACGCGUUCGGCGAUCAUCACUCCCCGGGGGGCGUCGACGUGACGUGGGAGGCGGCCGCCGCCAUUGACGAGGGAACCGACAAGGGCGAAACGGAAAAGGCGGAGUCCGGAAGGAGCGACACCGACUCGGACCGGGAGAUUCUGCCCUUCGACCACGACUACGACACGGAGGCGGAGAUGGAGGGUCGGCGGGAGCGGUGGGGUUAUAAUCCCGCGUACGUACCGAUGCCCGGCCAAGAGAAACCUCCGAAGGGGACUCCAGCAGAGAGGAAUCCUCCAGCAGAGAAACCGACGAAACAACAGACGAACGCGUCGACGCGAGGGACGCGAACAAAGUCGGACGACUCCGAUUCCUCCCGCCUCGACUCGGACCUCUCCGACGACUCCGACUCCGACUCGUUGGACGGAUCGAGACGCAAAGCGUCGGACAACAAAGUGUCGUACAAAGCGCCAGUCGGACAAAGGUACAAGCGCGGGACGCUCGAAGCCGCGCGGCUCGGGACCAACGCGGACGAACGCGCGGCUUCGCGUAGGAACGCGAGGCGUAACGCUCACCGGAAGAAGCCGUCCCCGGUUGGACGUCCAGGAAGCUCGCCCGCGCCGCCGCCGAUCGAGUCGCACCGAGCGGAGCUCGUGUACGGCCUGCCCCGCGCCACGUACGAGUCGCUCCCGAAGGGGUACCAGCGGGGGGUACGGACGGAGUGGAGGGACGAGGAGGAGGCGCGGAGGGUGGCGAAGAUCAAGGUUCGCAUGGCGCGACGCGCGGCGAAGCGGGUCGGGGUGAGCGGUCCCACGCAAGUGAGCGGUCCCACGCAAGUGAGUGGUUUCCAGCAAGUGAGUGGUUUCCAGCCGCGGUCGGUUCGGGAAGCCGCGGAGCGGUUCGGUCUCGACGUGGGUCUGGGCGCCAAGCCCGACCGAGCGUCGUGGCUCGCGCUCGCGGACAUGGGGCUCCUGGACCUCCGCGCGAUGAAGAUCGCGGCGGAGAGGGACGAGGAGGAACGGGAGAAGAGGGGGGACGGGUCCGUCGCUCGCGGGGGCGGCGGCGGUGGGCGGAAGCGGGGUGGGGGUGGGGCGGCGGUGGGCGCCGGGCCCGCGUCGUCGGGGGGGCGCUGGGUCGGGUGA
Molecule: messenger RNA, 2874 nt
Organism: Micromonas commoda
Lineage: Eukaryota; Viridiplantae; Chlorophyta; Mamiellophyceae; Mamiellales; Mamiellaceae
Exons: 2
Coding region: 1-2874 (957 amino acids)
Source: RefSeq, a predicted model, not a curated record